AUGGAAAACGUUUUAGAGAAAGCGAGUGUAACGGAAUCUAUGUUUUCUUCUUGGUUAGUUGCAAAUGAGACUUAUGAAGGGGCAAGACAAUUAACUUAUGGGCAAUUUGUCACAAAGUUUGUGUACCACAAACGAACGCGUAUGUGGAAGCCAAGGAAGAAGGGUUACACCAUUAGACGACUUAUUUGGGUCCCGCCUACUACCAGAGAGUUGUUUUAUCUUCGCAUGAUGCUUACUAUUGCAAAGGGUCCAAUGUCUUAUGAGGAUAUUAGAAAGGCCGGGGAUGCACAAUGCGAGACAUUUAGGGAUGCGUGUUUCGCUAUGGGUUUCCUCGAAUAUGAUAGAGAUUAUAUCGGAGCCAUUAAAGAGGCGAGUGAAUGGGGUUCGAGUCAUUACCUACGAAAAAAUUUUGUUGUUAUGCUUUUUUCUGGAGAUGGAAACAGGUCUUCCCAUGUGUGGUCUGAGUCAUGGGUUCUACUGUCGGAUGAACUGGUAUUAAAUGAGGAACAACUUCAAAAUCUCACUUUGAUUGAAAUUGAGAUUCUGCUGCAGUCCAAUAGAAGAAGCCUUAGAGACUUUUAUCCUAUUCCAUAUCCUGACAGUUACGUGUUAGAGCAACUUGGAAAUAGGCUUAUUUACGAAGAACGCAGUUACGACAUUCACACAAUGAAAGAUGACUUUGUUGCACUGCAUGCUGCACUAACAGAUGAACAACGGGGGAUAUAUCACAAGAUAAUGAAGGUUUUUACAACUCAGAAUGGCGGCAUUUUUUUCCUCCAUGGUUAUGGCGGAACCAGUAAAACAUACAUGUGGAGGACACUCGCAAGUGCUAUCAGGUCCAAAUACAACAUCUGUCUAACCGUUGCAACAAGUGGCAUUGCAUCCCUAUUGUUUCCUGGUGGGAGAACAUCUCACUCGAGGUUUAAAAUACCCGUUCCUACUCUAGAUAACUCAACUUGCAACAUUACUUACCUUGAAGAGUCUGCAAAUCUACUGUGGGAGGCGGAGUUAAUCUUUUGGGAUGAGGCCCCUAUGGCAAACAAGUGGUGUUUUGAAGCACUUGACAAAACUUUAAGGGACCUUAUGAGUGUCCAUGGGAACUCCGAUAAGGUUUUUGGUGGAAAAGUUGUCGUAUUUGGUGGGGAUUUUAGACAAAUUUUGCCAGUAGUACCAAGAGGAAGUCGUUCGGACAUUAUGCAUGCAACCAUCAAUGCGUCGUAUCUCUAG
This is a messenger RNA of Vicia villosa (hairy vetch), 1227 nucleotides long. RefSeq lists its product as uncharacterized. Lineage: Eukaryota; Viridiplantae; Streptophyta; Magnoliopsida; Fabales; Fabaceae. The record is from RefSeq and is a predicted model, not a curated record. Gene Ontology annotation, molecular function: DNA helicase activity. Gene Ontology annotation, biological process: telomere maintenance; DNA repair. Bases 1 to 1227 code for a protein of 408 amino acids. The transcript is spliced from 3 exons.